AUGAAAUUAAAUUUUUUAAAUAUAUAUAUUAUAUAUAUAUAUACGAAAGAAAGAACACGAAUGCCGAAAAACGUCGCAGCGAACUGUUACGAAUAAGAACACAAAGCGAGUUGCUGAACACUGGAAACUCGGCGCGAUUCUCCUCUCCUCGUCGCCCCCUCGCCUAUUAACCAAGAGUUGCCGUAACAAAAGUUGCUUCGUGUAAUAGCCGAAAUAGCAUCAAGCGUUACAGCAUGCGAUGGAAACUUCAUAUCGAGAUAGUUCUUGUUAUUGUCUCUAUUGACGAGACAGCUUCGAUUGCCUGUCGAAAUAGCGUGCUAUGGAACAUAGAACAAAAAAGCGAUCGAUAUUUUACGAUAAUAAGUUUAAUGUGUACUGGUUUGUAAAGCUAUGGAAGGAAAUUAUUUCCAAAUUAAAUUAGCUAAUGAGCUCUAUAUGGGAUAUUAAUAGUUCAGCAUGUUGAGUUUAAAAAAUAAAACUUCAAGAUGCUGGUACGAUAAACGAAUAAUUGAUUUUAAUAGUAAUGUUUAAAUAUUCAUACAUCUUAUUUAGUUUAAAAUGUAUAAAAUGGAACCUUGGAAUAUAAUAAAUUUGUUUCCUGCUCAAAUUGAAUGAAACAAUAAUAUACACGGAAGCCACAUUUACAUACCGUGUAUAUUUGAAAUGGGGGGAGCUAUGGGGAAAAACGGGGUCAACUUUUUGGAUGCUCUACCUUCACAGGGUACAUUACACAUUGUUAUGCUUGGUCUUGAUUCAGCUGGGAAAACGACGGCUCUGUAUAGAUUGAAAUUCGAUCAAUAUUUAAAUACAGUACCUACAAUUGGAUUUAAUUGCGAAAAGGUGCAAGGUAUACUUGGUAAAGCAAAAGGAAUACAAUUUCUUGUGUGGGACGUUGGUGGACAGGAGAAGCUUCGACCUCUUUGGCGAAGUUAUACACGGAAGCGAACAUCCGCCACGGGCCGCAAAGGUGCAAUUCCACAGAACUGCAAGUUACGGGACAGGUAGAUUAAGGUUACUUUUAGCUUAAGAAAGAAUAUGUAAGUUAGUUGCAAUUUAAAGUUUAAUAAAGAAGGUCAUACGGACCCAAUUAAAAUAAAACCACUUUUUUUCGGAGCUCUAGCAAAACUAGCGAUAACUGUCGCCCGAGCAAUGUGUUAAAAAAGCAACUCAAAAAAAAAAAACAGUUUUUGAAAAUUAAUAAUUUAGAAAUAUAUAAACAAAUUUUUUGGAAAGAAAACAAAAGAAACUUAUAAGUGAAAAUUAAUAAUUUAAAAAUAUUAAAAAGAAUUUUUUUUGGAAAAUAAAGUAAAUAAUUUAAAGAAAGUUUUAAGAGUUCCAAUAAGAAAAUUAUUUUUUUUACAAAUAAUAAACGGGCUCGUACAGCCAAUAAUAAAUAAAAAAUACAAAGUUGCGAUUCACCACCUCCAGCUUAUAACAUACAAAAUUUUCUGCGAUUCAUCACCAAAGGGACCCUCCAGAGAAUUAUAAACCAGAAAGAAAAAUAAAAAAGGGCUUGUACAGCCAAUAACAUAUAAAGUUAAAAAGGGCCGCGAUUCACCACCUAACGGGGGACCCUCCGGUUCUUAUAAAAGUAAAAUAACUCUGCGACUUUCCUGUAAAAGGGACCCUCCAGAGAUUAAUAAAGAAAAAGUAUUUAUAUAUUUUAAAGAAAAUGUCUAACCCAAAUAAAUUAAUCAGAUCACCAGUGCUAGGGAAUACAACUCCCGUUGCACCAACAGGACCUUCCGGUUCUGGCACCCAAAUUUCGCCAGAAUUGGCACAUUUAGUUAAAAACGUUGUAACUCAGAUGUUACAGACGGACGGAUAAAGCAUGAUAAAAAGUAUUCUGAAUAAUGGUACGAACCAGAACAUUAGGGAUCAAACUAUAGACGAAAGAUACAGAGACAACAUGAACGAAAUGGACAAAAUUCCCGACGUAGUGCGAUCACUACGAGAAUUUUCAGGAAACGCUUCAGAGUUUACCUCCUGGAAAAAGAGUGUCGAGCGGACUCUGAGGAUAUAUGAACCCUCGAAAGGCACACCAAGAUAUUUUGGAAUUUUAAAUGUAAUUAGAAACAAAAUUAUAGGGAAAGCGGACAUAACACUAGAGUCGUAUAACACGCCUUUAGAUUGGACAGCAAUAUCUCUUUGUCUAACUACCCAUUAUGCAGACAAAAGAGACAUUGGUACCUUAGAGUAUCAAAUAAUUUGUCUUAUACAGGGAAGACUAACGAUUAACGAAUUUUACCAAAAAGUGUAUUCGCACCUAUCAUUAAUCCUCAACAAAAUUGGUUGUAUGGAAGUAGGAGAGAAAGCAAUACAUCUUCUUACGGAAAACUACCGUGCUAAAGCCCUUGACACGUUUGUCAGAGGACUUUCGGGUGAUCUUCCUAGGCUUCUCGGCAUCAGAGAACCAAAAAGCCUACCAGAAGCUCUUCACCUUUGCCUGAAGUUAGAAAAUCAAAACUUUAGAGCAAAUCACGCUAACAAUCAAUUUCCUAGACAAUAAUUCCAACAACAGAAUUUUUUUCCAAAUCUUAAUCGACAAUUUCCUCAAACCAAAUUCCAUCCCGAGUUAGCUUUUAUACCAAAACCAAAUCAAAUAUUUAAUCCUAAUGGUCAACAAAAUCCCCAAAAUCCAGUAAACCAACAAUAUGGUGUUCAUAAUCAAAACCCAUUUAAUCAACCACCAAAUAAUCCCCCUCCAAGACCACCAAAACCACCUCAAUCAAUGGACGUAGACGUUAGCUUAAGAACAAAUGCUAUCAAUUACGCCAAUAGACCAAAUCCCAAAUUCACUGUCAAACGACCAUCAAAUCUUUCAAACAAAAAUGAUCUGCAACCAAAAGUUCAAAAGAAUUUUCAUGUAAACUCAAACUUUGAACCUUACAGCGAACAAAAUUAUCAAUACAACAAUGACUACCAAAAUAACGAAUACAACUAUGACUUUUCCGAUACAACACAAACCGACGAAAACGAACAAUCACUAGACCUGACAGAUGUACAUUUUUUAGAUUAAACAUCUCUUCGUAGCUUAUUUCAACUGCAAAACGAAGAGUGGAGAAAUUUUAAAAAUCCUAGUCGAUACAGGUUCCAAUAAAAACUAUAUUCAAUCAAAUUUAGUAACAAAUCCCAAAGAAAACAAUAACCCUUUUUACGCAAAUUCAAUCGGUGGAAAAAUACACAUUAUCCAUCACACUUUUCUAAAUCUUUUUAAUAUUGAAGAAUGCAAAUUAAAAUUUUUUUUGUCACCCACUCUUACAACUUUUCACGCAAUUCUUGGAAAUGAUAGUUUAAAGGAACUAUCAGCAAUAAUACAUACUAAAGAAAAUUUCAUGAUCGUAGCAAACAAACGUAAAAUUCAACUCCAUCAAUAUAGAGCCCAAGAUGUUCAUUCCAUUCAAAUCCGUGACGAACAUAUGAAUACUUCAGAAAAAAAUGAAAUUAAACAACUUGUACAAAAACACCAAAACUUAUUUUCAGAACCUAAUGAAAAACUACAACAAAAGUAUGAGCUGAAAUUAGAACAAAUUCAGAUACACCUAUCUACUCAAAACAAGAAGUAGAAAAACAAAUAAAUAAACUAUUAGAGGACGGUAUUAUCAGAAAAUCAAGAUCACCAUACAAUUCACCAAUAUGGGUUGUACCCAAAAAAGACGAUGCAUCAGGCGAAAAAAAAUUCAGAUUAGUUAUUGAUUACAGAAAACUAAACACUAAACACUAAACAACUGCUGACAGAUAUCCAAUACCAGAGAUAAAUGAAGUACUAUCACAAUUAGGAGAAAAACGAAUAUUUUCAGUAAUCGACUUAAAAAGCGGUUUCCAUCAAAUUCCUCUUAAGGAAUCUGACGUGGAGAAAACAGCCUUUUCAGUAAACAACGGAAAGUAUGAGUUCACAAGAUUACCUUUUGGACUGAAGAACGCCCCAUUCAUAUUUUAACGUACAUUAGACGAUAUUCUGAGACAAUAUAUAGGAAAAAUAUUUCUAUAUAGACGACAUAAUAAUAUUUAGCAAAGAUGAAAAUCUCAUUCAGAGCAUAUUGACAAAAUUUUUGAUACACUCCGUGAAGCUAAUAUGAAAGUACAAGCAGACAAAUGCGAAUUCUAUAAAAAAACAAGUAGAAUUUUUAGGAUUCAUAAUUUCUUCUGCUGGUAUUUCCACAAACCCAUCUAAAGUAAAAAGUAUUGUAGAUUUUCCAUACCCCAAAACACUAAAAGACCUUAGAUAUUUUCUAGAACUUUCAGGAUACUAUAGACGUUUCAUAAAAGAUUAUGCAAAAUUAGCUAAACCCCUCACAACUCUACUUCGUGGUGAAGAAGGUAGAAUGUCAAAAAAUGUUUCCAAAAAAAUCCAAAUCCAAUUAAACAAUGACGCUAAAGCAGCAUUUAAUAAAAUAAAAUCCACAUUGACAUCGAAAGACGUCAUUUUACAAUAUCCUGAUUAUAAAAAAGAGUUCAAUUUAACAACAGAUGCUUCCAAAUAUGCCAUAGGCGCUGUCUUAGAACAGAAUGGAAAACCCAUAACCUUUAUAUCUAGGACAUUAAGUAAUACCGAAGAAAAUUAUGCAGUUAAUGAAAAGGAAAUGCUUGCUAUUAUUUGGGCAUUAAAUACUUUUAGAAAUUAUCUCUAUGGAACGGCAAAAGUAGUAAUCCAUACAGACCAUUAACUUCUCACAUACGCCUUAAGCAAUAAAAACAAUAAUUCUAAAUUAAAACGGUGGAAAGCCAGACUCGAAGAAUAUAAUUAUGAAUUAAGAUAUAAACCUGGUAAAGCCAACAUAGUAGCAGAUACACUUUCAAGACCAUUCGAAAUAAAUUCUUUAUCAGUAGCCACACAUUCAGAUGACAGCUCAUCUCACAAUCUAAUUCCAGCCGUAGAAGUACCCAUAAAUGUUUUCAAAAACCAACUUUGGAUCUCUUUAGGAGACGAAGAUAGUUACCUAUUUAAAAUACCAUUCCCUACAUACCAUAGACAUGUAAUAAUUAAACAAACAUUUUCCUCAGAAAACCUAAUUUCACUUUUUAAACGUUACUUAAACCCUUCAGUGAUAAAUGCCAUAUUUACUUCCGAAGAAAUAAUGGGAAUAAUUCAACAAAUAUACCCAAUCCAUUUUUCCAAUUAUAAAAUUCGAUAUACUCAGAUGAAAGUUGAUGACAUUACGAACGAGGACAUUCAAAACGAAACAAUAUUAAAAGAACAUACGCGCACAUAGAAACCGAGACGAAAAUUCAAAACAACUCAUACAAAAAUAUUAUUUUCCAAACAUGAAAGCAAAAAUAGAAGCAAUAAUUAAACAAUGCAAAAUAUGUAAAGAAAACAAAUACGAUCGUCAUCCUAAUAAACCACAUUUACUUGAAACCCCUAUUCCACAAUAUCCUGGAGAAAUAGUUCAUAUUGAUAUAUACAGUACAGAGAAAAAUCUUGUACUUACCGCAGUAGACAAAUUUUCGAAAUACGCCCAAGUUAGAUCAAUAGAAUCAAAAGCAAUAGAGGAUAUCAGAGAACCCUUGCGACAAAUACUUUUUUCCUUCGGUGUACCGAAAACCAUAGUUAUAAAUAAUGAAAAAUCUUUAAACUCAGUCUCAAUACAAUUUAUGGUCGAAGACCAACUUGGUAUUAACAUUUUCAAAACACCCCCCUACGCUAGCAAAGUCAAUGGACAAGUCGAAAGAUUUCACUCCACACUUUCUGAAAUUAUGCGUUGUCUUCAAACCGGACGCACCUACCGCUCAUUUCAAGAACUUUUAGAUCGUUGCACCUACGAAUAUAAUUACUCAAUACAUUCUACAACCAGAAAAAGACCAAUAGAAACUUUUUUUGGAAGACGCGUUUCAAUAGACCCACAGCAAUAUGAAAACUCAAGACGAGAAAAUAUCGAGACACUAAGAAAACAACAGAUGAAAGACUUAGAAAUUCACAAUAAAACUAGAAAUCCAAUAAAAACCUACGCCCCAGGAGAAAUAAUAUAUGUUAAAAUAAAUAAACGAACAGGCUCGAAACUAACAGCAAGAUAUAGAAAAGAAAUUGUAAAAGAAGAAAAAUCCAGUGUCGUAAUCACAGAAAAAGGACGAUCAGUACACAAAAGCAAUAUCAAGACCUAGCUACAUAUCAUUCUUUAUUUUAAUUAUUCAGAUUUUUCGUACAUUUGGUGUAUGCUGACUUUAGGAUAAUAGACUAUACAAACUCACAACUAGCCACAUUUAGUAUAGGACCAGUAAAAAUUCAAACAGGAACAUUCCGACUGAUACACAAAGUGGACAAUGACGAAUACCAGAACGCACUAAACAAUUUAAAUAAUUCGAUUAGAACUAAAGUUAAAGAAGAAAACCCGCUCCUUCCUAUCCUCAUUAAUGAACUAAAACUGACACAGACAUACUUAAAUAGACUAAAACCAAAGAGAUUUAGGAAAUCAGUAAACGAAUUAGGAACAGUCUGGAAAUGGAUUGCGGGAAAUCCUGACCACGACGACUUAAUAAUACUAGAAAAUCAUAUUAAUAAUAUAAUUGAAAAUAAUAACGAACAAAUAACAAUCAAUAAAGUAAUUUUCGACAGAAUAAAUAAUAUUUCUACAAUAUCAAAUAAAAUUUUAAAAGAAGUACAAACAAAUGAAGUUGUACAACAUAAUAUUGCUAUUGAAAUUAAAUAUAAAUUAAAUAUAAUAAAAGAUGAGAUAAUUAUUAUAGACUAUGCAAUACAUUGGGCAAAAGCCGGCAUAGUUAAUUCUUAUAUUUUGUCAAAUGAAGAAUUAAAUAUCGCUCAUUUGCUGCAAGACCGGCAUAGAUCAAAAAACGUGAUUUUUGAGUUAAUGCUGCAGAAUUGUUCGUUAUAUCAUACUUCAUGUUGAGUGAAAAAUUCAUAUGAAUAUCUCUUAUAUGCUCCGCUUGAGAAUAGGUGUAAGGUUGGAGUCACCGUGUAAGGUUGUAGUCAGUUGAAAACUUUAAACGCGUUUUCUGGAAAAUCGAUUUUUUUGACUUAUGCCGGUCUUGCAGCAAAUGAGCGAUAUAUUAAAAUAUACACUAGGGAAAAAUAACUUUACACUAAAUAAUAUUGAAGAAUCUAUCGAAUUGGCAAAUGUUAAACUUGCAUCAAAUGAAACUAUGUUACUAUACAUUAUUGGAAUUCCGUUAUCUAAUAAAGAUCUCUGUGAAUCAAUUAUGAUAAAACCAAUAAAAAUAAAAAUGAAUAUAAAUAAGACUCCAUUGGAAAAUGUAAUAAAGAAUAAUAAAAUAUUUGGUAUAAGGAACAAAUGUAAAGAAUAAGCAACACUACCUGUGUCCCUCGUCUACUAAAGAGCAAACCGGCAGAAUGCAUUUUAAUAAAUAAUCAGCACAUACCAUCGGUAGAAAAUAUAUCACCUGGCAUUAUAUUACUAAACCAAUAUAACGGUACAGUAAAAAUUGACAGCCAAAGUAUACAUCUUUCCGGAUCAUAUGCAGUAGAAUACCAUAAUUCCACGGUGUGGAUAGAAAACCAAACAUACUUAUUUAACGAAAAAUUUACCAGCAAACCGUUAGCAGCAAUUUUACAACCAAAUAAACCAUCGUUGCAAGAAGAAGAAAUUUUAAGUUUGGAGAUGAUGAAGGAGCUUCAUCUGAACAACACACAUCAUCUGGAAAAAUUAAAACUAGCCCACACUGCAGCUUUAAUUACCAAUUUUUCGCUCAUAAUCAUCUGCAUGAUGUGCAUAAUCGUAAUUAUCACCAUUUUGAGUCUAAAAAAUAAAUGCAAAGCAAGUAUAACAGAGAUAUCAAAUUACCUGUAAAUGUUAAUCUGAACGAUCAUAAUGAAGUCAAAAUACCUGAAAUACCAACACUAGAAGGGUCAAUAACUCUGACAGAUCAAAUGCAGCGAACAAACGGGGACGUUUGUUUUUGACGGCGGAGGAGUUAACACGAAACAUAUUCAUAAUUAGAGCUGGCGCUAAUAUUUUAAUAACAAAUAUAGCUGAGCUAAUAUUUCGCAAUCGGAAAUAAAGUUAUAGCUGACAGUAAUAUUUUCGUCAACAAUAGGAAGCGAACAUCCGCCACGAGCCGCAAAGGUGCAAUUCCACAGAACUGCAAGUUACGGGACAGGUAGAUUAAGGUUACUUUUAGCUUAAGAAAGAAUAUGUAACUUAGUUGCAAUUUAAAGUUUAAUAAAGAAGGUCAUACGGACCCAAUUAAAAUAAAACCACUUUUUUUUCGGAGCUCUAGCAAAAAGCCCGAUAACUUGUAUGUACAAUUCACAUAACUACGCAGUGCACAUGCCAAAGCAAACAUUUGUAAUUUGUAAUACGAGUUUUAUUACGAUUAAAGAGCACUCAAACACUCCUCAGAAUCAUAAAUUCGUUGUUUUCGUUGGAAGUCAUAACCUUGCCAGCCGACUUUUUCGUCUUUCCACGCUUGAAGACAGGUUCAUAAUGUGCCGCCCACUAGGCGGACUGUUAAUUGGACACCAGUGUCAAAUAAUGAAACCAUGUUUUUAUUGUCACACACCGACGCAAAAAUUAAUUUCUAUACUUAUGUAUAUGUUCUAUACAUACUAUGUAUAUGUCCACAAAGUGUAGUGGUUGACACUACGAAUGACACAUGCAUAACACAUCUGUUAAAAGGCAAAGUCGGCAACUGCACAAAAGACAAAUAUCCAACAUUUUUAAAUUUAUUGGAUAUGUAAAGUUUGAAAAUGAAAAUAUACAUUUAAAUGGAUCGUAUGUAAUGAAGCAUUGCAUUACGAAAUGGGAAACAAAAUAUAUUAUAUUCAAAAAGAAAUAACUAUUUGUCAGCAUUAUUACAACUAAUAGCACAAUAGAAAAAAUGUUUUCCUUGAAAUCAGUUAAAGACUUUCAGUCAAGUCAGACUAAAAAAAAAGCUUUGCUAAAGAGACAAAAUUACAUAUACAGCAAAUGAAACAUACAUACAUAUAUACGAGUACUAAUUGUUAUCUCCGUAAUCAUAAUUGUUCUAAGUAAACUUAACCAAAGAAAACUAAAAGAAGUAAGGAAGAGCUAAUUUGGGUAGUAACCAAACAAGAAAGGAUUAAGGCCAGGACAGUACCUUCAUGUAUACAUACAAUAUAAGGCUUGUUAGUUAUUUGGGUUCUAGGAUAAGUUUUCACCCGAUUUUAAUCAUUAUAAGCACAAAGUCGCACCGUUAUAAGAAGAACACACUCUCUCAAUUUUAUUUAAAAAAAAAAUUCGCUUAUUGGCCGAUAUGUAUGUAGUAUAUAGUAUCUAAAGAAAUUGUUGAACCAUUUUUGACAUACAGAUAUUUUAUCAGAGAUGUGAAAAAUAGUUUUAAAUAAAAGUAUUUAUGUAAAUACAAAAAGGAAAAUACGUUUCUUGGUUUUUUCAAAAUAGGUUUUGAAAAUAAAAUAACUGAUUUUAAAACUAGUAUUUGUUCAAAGAGUUCAUCAUUCAAGUUCCUCCUAUGGGGACUCACAAUCAUUUCACCAAACUAAAACAGUCGUUCAAGAGGGGCAGAACUCGGUAAGCAGGUAUUAUAUUUAAGGGAGAGUUUUUUUUUCAUUUGGAUACCUGUUCAAGGAUUCUUAGGUAUUCAUAUUUUAAAUAUUGUAGUGUUCCCAGAUCUAUUGUAGUUGUAUUAACUUUAUCCCUAUUUUUGAGAUUCGCUUUAUUCAAAGUAUUUAACAGGAAUAAACAGUAAGACUGAAAAAAUCAUAGGCCUGUUCGUUUUGUACAUUUUUUGUUAGUAUGCAUGUUUGCUGUUACAGAGUCGCAUUGAAAACGGAUUUAUUUUCAACACCCUUCUUCAAUGUGAUUCUGUUUACAUAAAAUCUGAUUUAAAUUCAUUAGCUUAACAAAAUGUAAGUGCUUUGUUUUCGAUAGAUUUUUUGUUAGUAUAUCAGCUAUCAUAUUUUCGGUUGAAAUGUACUUUAAUUCUAUGUCACCACUCUGGACAACUUCUCUGACGAAAUGGUAUCUGAUGUCGAUGUGUUUUGACCUGUUAUGGUAAACUGGAUUCUUAGCGAGAUUCUGUGCGCUGAGAUUGUCGUCAUACAAUAUUGUUGGUGUGCAAGCCUUGCCACAGCCAAUUUCAAUUAUUAAACGUCUCAAGUGCAACGCUUCUUUGGUCGCUGACGAUAAAGCCAUAUACUCAGCUUCCGUACUGCUAAAGGCUACGGAAUUUGGAAUUUUUAAAUUCAGUUUCAAGUCUUUUGUUGCUGCUAAAUAGCGCAUUACAUGCUUCACCCCUGUGAGAUGUUCGGUGUAAGGGUUGUUGUUCCUUUGUGCUAAUUUCACAACCGAAUGGUAAAUAUCGGGUCUGGAAGUCAAAGCUAACCACAUCAAUUCGCCUAUUGCUGACUGAUAAGCCGUUGCAUCCACUUCCUCACACGUUUUUUCAUUGCACGCUACCUGAUAUCCUGUAUCCAAUGGUGUCGUUGUUACCCUGCAUUGAUGCAUGCCAUGGCGUUGUAGCAUAUCGUCUAUGUAAGGAGACUGAUUCAUUGAAAUAUCGCCUGUAUCGCCAUCGCGCUGAAUCUGCAUACCAAAGAACAUCUGAAGCGGGCCUUUAUCAACGCAUUCAAACUUGCUUGAGAUCAUUGUUUUAAUUUGUAUUAAAUCAGACUUCUUCUGGCACGCUAUAAGUAAAUCAUUUACUUAGAUUAAUAAUAAACAUAGGCUACCUUCUAUGUCCUUUUUAUACAGACACGGUUAAUUCUGCCAUUGAGAAAAACCAAUUUCACACAGCAUCGCGUUCAGUUUGGAGUUCCACUCCCUUCCUGCUUGCUUUAACCCGUAAAUCGCUUUGUUCAAUCGCAACACUUUUUCGCCACACGUUCUGUCUACAUACCCCUGGCUGCUUUAUGUUUUUUAACUCGCUGUUGAGAUAAGCCGUACAAACGUCCAUCUGAUGCAAGUGUAACUUCAGCUCGACAGAGAUCGCGAGUAUCAAUCGUAUCGUUUCAUAUCGACACACCGGAGAAAAUGUUUCGUUAUAGUUCACGCCGAACUUCUGCGCGCACCCCUUGGCUACCAAACGUGCUUUGUAUCACUCAACUGCGCCAGUUUUAUCUCUUUUAAAUGUGUAAACCCAUUUACACCAAAUUACUUGUUCACCCUUUGGAAAGUCUGCCACAGUCCACGUGCCAUUUGCCACCAAGGCCUUAUGCUCUGCGUUCAUAGCCGCCUACCGGUAUGAAGCAUACUUGCCGUCAGUUUCCUCUUUAAACGUCUGCGGUAAUGGUAUCUCUACAUGUUGCUCGGCCUGUAUAACAUUGUAGCUCUUCUUCGGACGUCCUGGUAUACUGCUCCGAAUAAUUCUUGAUCUACCUGGUCCUAUCGAACGAAUAUGUAUGUACUCUUUACCUUUCGCAUGGCAUUGGUUUUUUCGCGUUUUGUCUAAGCCAAUAGCCACGGACUCAAACUUACGCAUAUAUUUUACAUUUCUUUUUCUACCACUCCAAGCUUCAUAUGGUGUCAUGCCAAUCAACGCUGCAGUUGGCGAUCUGUUGCUGAUAUAGCACAUAGAAACUCUGGCAUAUUUGAGUGUACAAGUAAACUUCUUGCCAUCUCAACAAGAGUGCGGCUCACUCGUUCUGCGACGCCGUUCUGUUGGGGACAGUAGGGUACCGUCAGCUGACGCGUUAUGCCCUGUUGUUUUAUGAAGUCAUCGAAACGCUUGUUGAUGCAUUCUCGGCCGUUGUCGCUUCGUAAAACCUUGAUUUUCCGCCCAGUCUGGAAUUCGACCAUUUUCUUGAUGGUUAGGAAAUUUUCAAAACCUCAUCUUUAGACUUGAGAAAAAAUGUGAAAAUACGCCGAGCCAUGUCAACGAUGAAUGUUAAAAAAUAUGAUGAGCCCCAAGAGUUUUCAAAUUGGCCGCAUACGUCGGUAUACACUAGCUCCAACAAUUGUUUUGCUCGAUUUUCAGGCGCCGCUGGAAACGACUGAGUGUAGACUUUACUUUUCAUACACGUUUUACACUGCGUACUAUCUGCAAACUUCACAUUUUCUAUGCCGAACACCAUUUUAUUUUUUGUUAGCUUCAUCAAACUGCCAUAAUUUAAGAGGCCAUAUCGAUUAUGCCAAACUUCUGUACUGCACUGUGCUUCACCAAAACACACAUUGUUAAUACACUCAAAUACAGAGCUGAUUAAUUUUGCUACAUUAAGAAACUCAAAUAAUUUUUUUUCAGUGUAUGGAAUUCAAUUUUCUUUUAUUCAUGUUAAAACUCAUUCAAUUUUAUUAAAUAUAACUUAAUUAGUUUUAAAAAUAAUGGGAUUUAAAUGAACCGUAACGGUGUGACCGUUUUCUUCGAAGAAGUAGGGCCCGACAAUGCAGCGUGAUGAAACUGCACACCACACUGUGACGUCUCAUGGAGUAUCUGUGGGUUGGAAGCGCUCCAUAUUCGACAAUUUUGUUUGUUUAUGCCGUUUAAAUCGAACUGGGCCUCGUCAGACAUGAAAAGACAGUUCAAUAUGUUUCCAUCCUCUUCUACCAUAUGACGCAUCUUCUGGCAAAAUUCCAAGCGAAUCGGCAAGUCUGCAGCGUUCAGUUUGUUGGCCAUUUGAAUUUUAUAUGGGAAUAAGUCCAAAUCUUUGUGCAUAAUUGACUGUAAUGACUGUCUGCUUACACCCAUUUGAGCAGAUAAGCUUCUUGUCGAAACACGUGGAUUGUUUUGUAUGGCAGCAGCUACAGCAGCCUUCGAACUGAAAGGUUUCGAUGGUAAGGUCUUCUGUUGACUGUCCCAUACUCGCAAAUUGUUUACAAGUCUCAUUAUGGUCCAUCUGCUCGGAGGAUUGCCGCCAAACGUGCGCCUAUACUCUCUUUGAGCCGAAACUACGGACUCCAGUGCGUGAUAGCGGUGGACAAUCCAAAUUCUUGUUUCAGUGUCCCAGUUAUCCAUUUUUGUUAAAUGUAAAAGUCAAUCUGCAAAAUAAAAAAAAAUUAAUCAGAAUUAUUAAAUAGAAAAAAAGCUAUUUAAUUUUUUUUUGGUAGCGGCUUUCAUCAGCCACCCUGUACAAAGAAUUUAUUUCACUUUUCUGCUUUUAAAAUUUGUUCGCCGUUCUGGCUUACGAUAGCGUUUUCGUUGUUAAAGCUUACUGUACAGCUACGGUCGACAUCUCGACUCACCGAUACAAAAUUCCCCUUCAUUUGCGGGACAUGCAAUACGUUCUCCAACCCUAGCUCACAAAAAUCUGUUUGAACUACAACGUCCCCUCUGCCUACUGCGCGUAUAAUGUUUUUGUCGGCCAACAUAACAUCCUCUGCUUGUGUGAGCCACACAUAUGUGCCGUCGCACCGCUGUCCAGGUACCAUCUCGAGUGUUUUAAGUCACCCACAUCUGUCGCUGCUAAAACUGUAAACGACCUACUUAUGUUGUUGUUGCGAUUCUGUCGAUUUUUCUUUUACUUUAUUUCUGCAUUGAUUUUUGUAUUGACCCCGUUGACCACAUUUUUAACAUUUGAUAUGACUCUUCUCCUCUCGCUUUUUCUCCAUCGGCUUUGUGGUUGCUUGAAACGCCUGUUGUUCACUGUAAUGAUCUGUUUUAGAUAAACUGCCCCUGCGAGAUCCUUCCUCUAAUAACUUUAUUUUUAAUAUCUCAAGAGAGGCAGGCUAUUGCGUGUUUCCAUGGCGAUCACGAAAUUUUUAAAGCUUUUGGGCAAGCUUGAAAGUAAUAUUAUUCUUGCCAGCUCUUCACUGAACUUAAUGUCAUGAAUGCUGGUCUCUGUCCACUGGUGACUUUCCACGUCUCUGCAUGCACCAGCACGCUGCGCAUUUGGAUGCUCCAGGUAUCGUAGUUACCUUCAACUAAUUUUUCAAUUUGGUACAUGGAACUCAUUGCGAUUGGAUUCUUAAAUGAAUACUCGUAUUAGUAUAAAUUAUAUACUUUAAAAUAUUUUAAAUGUAAAAAACGCGGGACCCACGUGCCUGCGCCAAUAACCUGUUGAAAUUUCGCUUUAUUCAAAGUAUUUAACAAGAAUGAACAGUUAGAGUGAAAAAAUCAUAAACCUGUUCGUUUUGUACAUUUUUUGUUAGUAUGCAUGUUUGCUGUUACAGAGUCGCAUUGGAAACAGACUUAUUUUCAACACCUAUAACUGCGCAAUUAAUCAGAUCCAAAUUUGUAGGUGACAGACGGCACCUAUGCGACUUUGAAACUCUCAUAAACAGCUGAUUGUCAUUUUUAUAAUAUUUUCAAUGAAAAUGGAUAGAAGAUAAUAAUUGCGAUUGUUAGCCGACCAAUUUUUACAAAACCAGUUUGUAUUACAAGCAUAUCAACGCGACAUUUUCAAAACUGUAUCAUAACAAAACAUCAUAACAUAAAACUUUUUAAUUUAUUAUUGAAGAUUUAAAAAACAGCUGUCAGUGUUGCUUGUUUCUCAUUCACAAUAGAUUAAAGUUGGCCAUUUUUAUCAAUUUUGCCAACAAAAAUGCAGCUGAUUCUCUUUUGAGGAUUAAAUCGGAGUUAGCAACAGAUAACGGCUCAAUAACUCCUGAAUUAAUCCGGACUAAUGUUUGACAUGGAGAAGUAGGGGAUUUUCCAGUUGAUUCUAGAUAUUUUUCACAGGCUUCAGGAGACCUCGAACACAGAUUCCAAACUGCUUAACAUUUUCCUAUAGGUGUAUCAUACAUUUUUUUGCAUGAAUUACUUUGGGAUCUCUCACACAUCUUCUGUGGCUAUUAAAGUAAUGUGUGUGUGGCACACCUGCCAACUCUUGGAAUGACUCCGGAAAUUGUCUUAGGGCUAACACAUUAUCAUCAUCUCCAUCAUCAAUAUUAUCAUGCAUUACAUCAACAUUUUCGAUAAGAGUUCCUUCACUUAUUUUUGUAUCUGUAUCUUGUCCAUAUUUUCUGAAAGCUUUGAAUUAACUUGAUACAUUGUCCGUAAUAGUCUUUAUUAUUUUUUAAAGUUUUAAACCAAAUUUAGAAUGAAUCUCCGCAAUCAGCUCAGCUACUUCAUCAUUACUAUGUGUUCCCUUAACUAUUCUGCAAGCCGAAGUUACACUUUUUUUUGAAAGAGUGGAUUGUUUCAAUAUUUUAGAUGAAAUGCAUCCCUCAUCAGCAUCACCAUCAUCUUUAAUCUUCCUGUUACGUUGAAUUUUGAGUUUAUCAUACUAUGCUAAUACAAUAUAUCAGCAUGACCUUUUGUUUACAAAAGUAUUAGUAAUAGUUUAAGGCAUAGAAUAUCUGCGAUUUUGAAAUUGAAAUAAUUUGUUUAAUAAAAUAAAAGACAAUUAAAGUUUUUAUUUUUACUUAGUUUUAAGUGGUUCAAAAAGUUGGAUGUAGAAUUUAAACUUCAUUUUAGUGUUUUCGAAAACUUUUUGCAAGUUAUACCUACGUCCCUUUCAGGAUCAUUUGUAAUGUCUUUGAAGAAGUGUUUUAAUAUAAAUGGAAUGUUCUUGUACUUAAAUAAAAAAGGUGCGUGGAGUCCCUACGCGCGGAAGAAGUUACACUUCUUAGUGAUAUUCAGAAGCAAAAUGCGAAACGAUCAUAUAUAUGUAUACAUAUUAUGUCGUUUGAACAUUUGUCUGUAUGUUUGCGAAAGCAAAUGUUCUACAAAAGCAUAUUUCUAUACUUAAACAAAAUUAUUAGAACCAUCGUAUGUUUCUUACAUGCAUAACCAAAUCAUACUUAAGUCAGUGCAACCUAAGCGUCGGUGGUGGUGUUGGUGGCAAGCGCUUGGAAAGUCAAUAUGCUAACACAGUGAUCAAAUCUCGACAGAAUAAAUUUUAAAUUUUUUGCUUUUACAAAUACAAAUAAAUAUUUUUCGUACUAAUAGAAAUUAAAUUUAUCACAGCAAUAUUAUGUAUAUCUAUAUUAUGUAUAUUGCUGUGAUAAAUUUAAUUUCUAUUAGUAAGAAAAAUAUUUAUUUGUAUAGUAUACGAUGUUAAAAGGCAUACAUCUUCUUCUAUCCUAUCUUGUGUAUCUGCACAUGCUAAUAUGAGUGUAUGUAUACGCAUGUGCGCGUUCAGAAAUUGAAAUCAUAUUUUCAUAACUUAUCAAUAUACUUAUUACAUGUGCGCGCAUUGACUUGCAUGUUCAUACAUUCAUACAUAUGUAUGUACUUAUAUGUACAUAUAUGUAUUUUCAUACAUUGCCGAACAAAUAAUGCACAAGCAUACAAAUAUACAUAUGCGUAUAGGCAUACGUGUGAAGUAGGCGUGUUUGUACUGUGUUCCCGAAAUUUCUUGGUAAAUUUCUGGUUUUUUUUUUAUAUUGUAUGAAGUGGGUUAUUGUGUGGGACGUUCCAGGAGGAUUAACCACCUAAGUGGACACCAAACCUACGGGAUUAGAUAAGUACACUUAUACUUAAAUAUAUUCAAUAGCACAUACUUUUUGUGUUUUCCAAUUUGCAAAAUUGUUUGGUUUUUUCCUCUUAUAACAAACGGGGAGUUAAUUUGUGUUUUCCUUUUUCUGCCGUUGAUAUUUUGAUGCAUCAGCUGUUUCCCUCCUUGUGUUUUCGUUUUCCUUUUGGUUUGUGCAUUGCCAACCAUCGAAAACACAAGUAUCAGCUGUUUUCUUUCAGUUCUGGCAUUGCCAACCGUUUUGUUUUUAAGUUAAGCAUAAAAGCUAGCGACUGAACAUACACAGCGACGGGUGUUCCCAGACUAUCUUUUUUUCAUAGGUAUGGCCUCUGAAAAUAGUAUUGGGCGAACAACGGAUAACCCUUUCCGAAGAAUUUCAAAAAUAGUGAGAACGCCGCCUAAAUGAAAAAAUGAGGAGUCCGCCGCUGCUGGACCAAAUAAGGAAUGUGAUGCUGCCGAUCAUGUAAGCAAAAGCGAUAAGCCCGAGGAAUCGCGAAAAAGAGAAACGGCUAGCAUUUUUAGCAAACUAGGGAAAAAAUUAAAGAAUUGGAAAACAUGAUGGCCGGCCAAAGGCAUAUUAACCAGGCGAUGGCGUGGUUAAAAAGAGGAAAAAGGUGGAAAAGAAAAUUAAAACAAAACCGGAUGCCAUCAUUAUUACGAAGAAGGAAGGGGCGUCGUAUGCAGAUAUUCUGCCGAAAAUAAAAAGUGACAGCGGCCUCGAGAAGUUGGGUUCGAACGUAACCUCUGUUCGAAAAACCCUCAAAGGAGACCUGCUUUUAGAAUUGAAAAAUGGAGUAGACACAAAAGCAGAAUCCUUCCAAAGCGCCCUGGAGGGAGUGGUUGGAGAAAUGGCUAUGAUACAGCCCAAAACUCACAACGUUACGAUUGUAUGCAAAGAUCUGGACGAAAUAACAACUCCCGAAGAAAUCUGCACAGCAUUGAAAAGGGAGUGUGGAAUCCAAAAUCUGGAGAUAACAAGUGUCAAAAGUCUGCGAAAAACGGUCACAUGGCUCGUAAAUGCCGCAGUUUGACAGACAGAUCUUCCCUAUGCACACGUUGUGGAACCGCAGGACAUUUAGCAAAGUCGCGUACAAACGCUCGCCAUACUAAGUGAACAAUACUCCCAGCGUCCGGAAAGCACAUGGAUUGCAGACAAAGCUGGCAAGGCAGCAAUAUGGUCCUGUAAAGGGCAACCUUUUAAGACCUGCUCCAGAGAAAAACAUAAUUGUUUCACAUGGACAAAUAUUCAGAGGAUUUAUUUUGUAAGUUGCUACGCUCGUCCCAGCGCAGCAAUUGCAGAAUUCGAAGAUUUUCUCUAAAGGCUGUCUUUAGAAACCAGAGGCAAAACACCUAUUAUAAUAGCGGGUGAUUUUAAUGCUUGGUCAAGUGCAUGGUACAGCAGAUGUACAAACCACCGCGGGCGGCUAAUUCAUGAAUAUUUGAGACAAACGCACUUAAAAAUAAUGAACAGCGGAACACGAAACACUUACCAAAAAGGCAAUAAAGGAUCCAUAAUUGACAUUAUGUUUGCAAACGAUUCGCUGAGCAGUCACAUUAAGUGGGCAGUGUCCGACAUAUACACAAACAGUGAUCACAUGGCAAUUAUUGCACAAAUUUCGAGCAGGAGCUUCUUAGCAGAAACCCCUCCCGAAAGCGAAGUUGGAAACAACAAGAGUUCGACCCAUACCUGUUUGACCUAGUCUGGAGUGCAUCAAAGGCAUCUGGUGACUGCGCCGCCCACUUGGUAUGAGCAGUUCGAAAAGAACUGGUGGUAGCAUGCUAUACAACAAUGCGUAGAACGUCACAUCACAACAAGCGGCGGCCUGUAUAUUGAUGGGAUGAGGAAAUUUCCAUGCUGAGAAAGCUUUGUCACUCAGCUAGACGUCGUCUACAGCGUAACUGAGGCGAAACGAACGAAAACCGCCUUAAAGAGGAAUUUAAAAGCAACAAGAGGCUCCUGAAGUCGGCAAUUACACGAAGCAAAAAAUUGUGUUUUGAGAAGCUGUGUGAGGAAGCAAACUUUGACCCUUGGGGUACUGCAUACAAAAUAUGUAUGUCCAGAUUUAAAAACAAGCAGCAGCAACCUAAAGAUGCCUCUUUUAUGGGAAAGGUCGUCGAAACACUAUUUCCGAAACACGACCGGAUUUGAUAUGCCAAGCGACGAAACGAAGCUGUAGAGUCACCCCCGUUAAUCACGGAAGACAAACUAUUGGCAAUCGCAAGGAAAAUCAAAAACACCAAAGCGCCUGGAUUGGAUGGCAUACCAAACAGAGCUCUGAAGGAAGCCAUAAGCUGAAAACCCCGAGUUUUCGGUAAAAUGUACAACGCUUGUUUAAAGGAAGAGGUAUUCCCCGAUUCUUGGAAAGUACAACGUUUGGUUCUGCUCCCAAAACCAAAGAAACCAUCUGAAGAACCUUCAUCGUACCGACCUCUGUGUAUGCUUGACACAAUGGGUAAAAUGUACGAAUGUAUAAUACGAAACCGCUUGGAGUUAGCAAUCCAGAAAGCCGGCGGAUUAUCAGAGAGACAAUACGGAUUUAUAAAGAAGAGAUCCACUAUUGACGCACUACGAGAAGUCGUCGAUACUGUGAGAUGUGCAGUAAGUGGCAAAAGAUGGAAAGGUGGCACAAAAAAGUACUGCGCGCUGAUUACCCUGGAUGUCAAGAAUGCGUUCAACUCAGCAAAAUGGGCCCACAUAAUCAAAGCCCUGGACGAAAUACGGGCCCCUGAAUAUCUCAUAAACAUAAUAACGAGUUAUUUUAAAAACAGGAGGCUGAUUUUUGCGACGGACGAAGGCACCAAGAGCUACUCUAUCUCGAGUGGUUUACCCCAAGGCUCAGUGGUAGGCCCACUAGUAUGGAAUCUUAUGUACGAUGGGGUGCUAAAAAGACAGCAACCAACAGAUAUUAAACUAGUAGCUUAUGCGGAUGAUCUAAUGGUGGUAGCAGUAGCCAAACAAUUAGCCGACCUGAGAGUCUGAAACUGGCGGAGGAAAAAACAGUAGUUUUACUCAUAAGUACUAGGAAGAUAGAAGAACGAAUAGAGCUCUCCAUAGGGGAGUGCGAGAUUACCUCGCAGCCGCAACUGAAGUAUCUGGGAAUAAUAUCUGGGAGCAACUGAAGUAUCUGGGAGAUUCCAAAUUAAAAUUUAAAGAACACCUGGAGUAUUCUUCCGCGAAGGCAAACAAAAUGCCCUAUCGAGAAUGAUGACCAAUAGAGGCUGUGUGUGUUCCAGCCGGCGAUUCUUAAUGGCGAAAGCAAUGAGUUCCGUAAUAAUGUAUGCGGCACCAGUUUGGAUACAGGCAAUGGAUAUAAAAGCGUAUGCUAAACAAAUAAUUGCAGUGCAUAGGCUUUCUGCAAUUUAAGUAAUAAGUGCUUUCCGGACUAUAUCAACCGACGUUGCUGAAGUAUCAGCCAGCAUGCCGCCCAUUGACAUCCAGGGAGAUGACCUCGAGCGUUUAUAUCAUCUACCAGCGCCUAAAACAGUAUCGGCAAAGACAGGGAAGAGGAACAAUAGCAUUAAAAUGUGGCAGGAGCGGUGGAAUUCCUCAUCCAAAGGGCGUUGGACCCACCGACUUAUACCGGACAUCCAUUCAUGGAUAGACAGACGACACGGUGACUUAGACUUUCAUCUGACCAAAAUACUUAGUGGACAUGGGUGCUUCAGAAGCUACCUUUUCAGAUUCCACAAUGACAUUAGUCCGAACUCUCCAACGUGUACAGAGCAGAAGACUCAGAACUUGUACUAUUUUAUUGCCCUAGAGCAGAAGACUCAGAACUUGUACUAUUUUAUUGCCCUAGAUUUUCAAAUACAAGGGAAAAACUAAAAACCACACUAGGUGGUAGUUUUACAGUCGAUAAUUUAACGACACUCAUGUGUCAGUAGACCGAUAAAUGGAAAGCUGUCAGCGAAGCGUCAGCAUCCAUAAUGACAAAACUGAGACUUUUUGAACAAUUUAGGCGUCCGUCAGUCCGCACGAUAGAGGAGACUUAAAUGUCUUGUCCCUCCCACGAAGUAAUACUUUGCUGGUGGUUCCGUGGGAGAGUCUUGAGGUGGGAGUAGGUUAGGUUUAGCGGAUUAAAACGGAUAUUUUCGCAUGUUUGCAGGCGAAGCUGCUACACCGGCAAGGGGUGACAAUCGGCGGCCAUUACUUUACUUAUGCCAUAGAAAUUCUAUUGCUACGAAUAUGGAAAUGACACCGAAAUAAUACAAAUAUGCAUAUUUCUAAAGGUCAUUAAUUUUUUUUGAAGAAAUGAAAGGGAUGAGUGAUCCUGAGAAGUAUAUUCUUAACUUUUCAACGGCCAACGCAGAGUAUUUCAACCAAAAGGAAUUUAUUCAUUAAAAUCACCACUCAGAAGUCGUUUUAUCCGUUGUAAGCAAACGAUUUUCGGAGAAACAUCAUUUCUAAUAUGCCCCAAGACAAAACACAAUGAACUUCUUAAACCUCACGCUGUCAGAUAAAAUGAUAUACCUCGUCAUCGCGGGUCGAUUUCCGAAAAUCUAAAUGAAGACUAACUACAGAAAUGAUUCUGUGAAGUAUAGUCUUAAUUUUUCAAAGGCCAACGCAGAGUAUUUCAAACAAAAGUCACACAAAAUAGUUGAGAAUUCGCAGAAAUGAAAGACAAACGGAAGAAAAAGAAGUAUAACUUCAAUAAUGCACAAGCAUACAAACAUAUGUACAUAUGCACACACAUGUGAAUAUGUCACCAACCAAAAAUUGAAACAUUGUUCUACAAAAACAACAACAGCAUAAGCAUGGCAACAUUGUGUUUUUGGUAGAAAAGCCGAGCUGUGCCGAAAGAAACGAUCGCCGAUUGUCACCGCUUCCCUUGCUACUCGAACAUCUUCGCAGUUGCGUUAGAUUCAUAUUGAGCAAGGUUGCGCAACCUGAAUCUAUCGCAACCUUUUCUGAACUCGUGUAAGAAGUAUAACUACAAUAAGAGGUCUUACAUCACUUAUGUACUGUACCUACAGUCAAAUGUAUAACAAGUAAGGAAAGGCUGCGCUCAGGUGCAACCGAACAUUUUAUAAUCUUGCCACUUGAAAUAAUCAAAACCAGUGAAAUGCUUUAAGGCAGGGAUGGGCAUAUUAGCCCUCAGUGGCAUUUUGCCCGUGCGGGCACGAGUACACAUUUUGAGGGCUAGGUGAGGGGAUCAUCGCGGGCAAACAUGAAGAGGGAAGUGAGAGCAACGUAUUUUACCACACCAUGUUUACAAAUGAGAGCGCACGCAUAUAUGGGAAGUUGCACUGUGGGUAAUAACAGUAAAAUUGCCUAACAAUUUUAAGAUUCUUUGUAACUACUAUAAAUUUAUACACGCAUUAUUGUAUAAAGUACAAAAAUUUAAAUCAGAUAACCCACUUCUUAUCUUAUAUAUAAUUUUCGAAGCAAAAAGUUUCAAACCAGGUUAUUUCUUUAAACUUCCUUAUAAAAAGUGAUUUCAAUAAUAACUUCAGUUUAUGAACCACUGUUUCUUCAAACACAUAUGACCAAAUGAAUCAUAUGAGAGCGCAAUGUAAAUACAUAAUUACCCAACAACCCUUCUACCAUCCGCCAAUCCCAGAAUUUCCAACGACUCAGCUGAUUGCUCUCUUACACCGCGGGGUUGCCAGGCUCGAUAUGCGGUAGUAAUUAUAAAAAUUGUCUUCAAUAUAUUUGAAAUUUUCUUAAAAUAACUCAAAUUCAGAAUCGAAUGCUAUUAUUUACAAAUAUAUAAACUAGUUUUAAUAGUUUGAUUUCAGUUUUGAUAUUUUUUAUUAUGAAAAAUUAUAAUUGAAAACACAGAUGUGUACAAAACUACAUAUGCGUAUUGAGUAAUGGCAACAUUGUUCGAAUGAAAUCGAGAACAAAACUCUUGCCGCUCGUGGCGAAGUGAGAAGAUGUUUCUGCCAUUAGCGUUUGUACUCUACGAGCCACUCUCAAUCAAUAAUGCCAUACCGCGCAAAUAUAUUUUUAUUUGAUGAUUUCUUAUAUUUUUGAAAAUAUGUAUGUGUUCCCUUUCUAUAGCGCAUAUUAUUAUUUUAAAACAUUUCCAGAGGCAACUUAGAUUUUUAAAAUUUAACAAAACAAUUAUAGAAAAAACCCUCAAUUCUUUGAUUUUGAUAAAACAACCAAACUGAAAAUAUCACAAAUCAUAUAUUUAUGUAAGCAUUUUCAUUAAAUGGAACUGCAAUAUGUUUAAACACAAUAUGUAAAUAUAAUGGUCACAAGUAUCUUUUCUUUUUUAUAUAUGCAGAUAUGCAUAUGUACGUAUAAAUGGCCACAACUUGAUAAAAGUUUGCCGAAUUGUAACUAAAAUGAAUUUUUACAACUGGCAUUGCCACCAUUAACUGAUCUAUCACAUGUACAGUGGUGUAAACAAAAUAGGAACAACUAUAGGUGUUGUGAAGUUUUAAAAUGUGCUGUUUUCUUAUUAAAUAAAAUUGUUUUUAGAUACAAGUAUAACUUAUAUAUUUUUUCCUAACAGCGAUUAGAAUUUCCCACCAUGCAAAGGUAAAUAAAAACAAAUUUUAAUGCGAAACUCUAAAUCCUGCAAAUUAUGUUUACCUCUUUUUGUUCACACAACUGUACAACCCCGAUAUGAAGUAAACUUCCGCUCUUUAAUUUGUGCACAAUGUCAGUAUUGCCGCAAUCACUCUGCGAUAAACAUUAAAUUACGGAGGAAUGUAAUUGAUUUUUUUCGCAACUUUUCGCAACUUGUUAUGCCCUUCUCUCCGUAAACUGAUAUUCCCCUCUUCUAGCCCCCGUGCGCACUUUGCUAACUUUGCGGGCUAAAAAUGUGCCCAUCCCUGCUUUAAGGUGUACAACCAUAUAGAGCAAAGUCAGCCGGAUGCUCGAAAAUCCUGAUAUUAGUUAUAUAGGAGCCCUUUUUUGCUCAAAUUUAUCUAUUUUAAGCACAAAGAUACACUGUUAUUAGUAAAACACGUUCUCUUAUUUUCACUGAGAUAACUCAUAUAUUGGUCGAUAUACGCGGUACAAAGUCACCCGGAAGUUCGAAAAUCUGUAUAUUAAGUAUAUAGGGGCUAAGGGAAGUAUUGGUCCGAUUCAACCCAUUUUUGAUAUACAGACAUUCCAUGUCUAAAUAUUCGGUACCUAUGUGCUUGAAUAGUGUUUAUUAGAUUUAAACAAUUUUUGGGAAAAAAGUGGCACGUACUCGUACUAAAGAUAUUAUUCGUGAAAGUUUAAUCCCGUUAUUUUAAUUGCCUUUUGAUUGGUGUACUGGAAAGUAAAAGAAUCAAGUGGAAUUUAAAAUUUUGCUAUAUGGGAAGUAGGCGUCCUUAUUAUCCGAUUUUCACAAUGUGACAUAGAUCAGCGUCCAAUUUCCUCACAGGCUCUCAUAAAGCUGUCUCAUACCAUGUCGGUAGUAAAAUUUAAUGCUUCUGGCGUAUUUAGUUGGCAGGGUGCAAUAGCGCCUUGUGAAAUAAGGCCUUUAUUUCAAAAAAGGCUUUAUUACACUUCGAAAGAGAAAUAAAGCCUUAAAGGCCUUAUUGCUCUCUCAUUUUUUUUAAUGAAACAAUAAUAUUCUAAUUCUUUUUGUAUUUUAUUGAAUAGUUACACACAAAUUUCACAUUAACCAAAGUUAAUAGAACAUAAAUAAUUCAGAAAAAGAAUUUCAUAUUCAGCCCUAUCCCGCAAUCCAUCGUAGAGUGUUUUUUCGGGAAAGUUACGAAACUGCUAUCAUGCAAUUCGAACAGUUCCGAAAGUAAGUUCGAAAUUCGUAGAGUUGCGUUCACUGAAUUCACUCGGAACGGAAAAUUUUUAAGUUUAGCGGAAUUUUUGUACGACAGGUUUGUGCUAACGGAGAAAUAAAUUUCCAUAUGUGAGAGUCAUGAUUGCUGCCAGGAAACUGAAUAUUGACAUAACGUAUUUUCAUUUUAUUGUCACAUAUCUGCAAAACAUUGAUUAAGAUGUUUGAAAUGCGAAUUUGUCACCAAACUUACAAUCAUGGCAUUGAUACUAAAGUAUCCUUUGCGGUUAUAAUAGAGAAACUUAUCUUUAGUUGGGGCAACGAUUUUAAUAUGUGUCCCGUCUACACAUAAAAUCGCGCCUGGAAAUCCGUAUUUCUGAAAAAAAUCCUUUUUCGCUUCACUUUUUUCAACAUAACUUAAAUCGAGGUUUAUCCACUGAGGGCACAAAUGAGACUGAAGCAAUCCCAAUACUUCUUUUAAGAUGCAACAAAAUGUUGACUGAGCCAUUGGAAUAUCGAAGUCUUUACCCACUCCAUGCUGAUAGCCUCCUUCAGCUAAAAACCGUAAAACUGAAGACAAUCGAUGAAGUAAAGGUAUAGACGACGAUCUUGAAGAACUUGCAUUCCUCUCUAGAACAUCGAGGACAUACGUAAAGGCCGCCUUAUUUAAGCGAUAGUUUUUUAUAAACCUGUUUUAGAAAAAUAAUUUUAAUAAAAUUUAACAAUGAAUUUUUAUGGAUUUAUGAACUGUACAUUGUUUCGUCCACAUCGAAAGGGUUACUCCUGUCCCUCAGUGAUUUUCGGUGAAUUUUUAUAUCACGCCGACUUCUCUCACGUUCUUCCUCAAGCAACAUAAAUGAAAACGUUAGCGAAUACAUAUUUUUUGUUCGUAAAAUCAAUUUGAAUAUAAACGUUUCCACUUUUAUUAAUCCUAAUUUUUAUUUUUUCUUCUACACAGCUGAUUUCGAAAUGUCAAAAUUAAAUCUGGCAACAAAAGUUUCGAAUUCACAUGAAUUCAAUGAUAGCAAAUUGUUCGUAUUCGUAGCGGACAUUCGUAUUCGCAGCUUUGCUACGAUGGAUUGCGUGAUAGGGCUGAUUAACAAAAAUUAAUAGAACAUUAAUAAUUCAACAAAAAAUUUUCAUAUUAAGAAAAAAUAAUGGAAUAUUAAUAAUUCAAAAAAAGAACCCCAAAUUAAAAUAAACGAAAGAAAAUUAGACAAAUGUUUUUGGCUUCUUGAACAAUGGUCCGACACACUGGACAUAAAGUUGACACAGAAUUCCUUUUUUUCCGCGUCCAAUUUAUCAUAACAAUCACUGCAAAUCUUAAAAUGACUACAUGGCAAUAACAAUAUAUUUCUUUGUUUUUCAUAACAAAUAAUGCAUGUCAAAGUAUUUUCAAUGGUGCAAGGCAGGACAGAUGGUAAGGGAUCAAUUAUUGGAUCAACCUCAUCAUUCUCAACACCUGUCGUCGUCGUUAUACUAUCUUGUUCCAGAAUCGCGUUCAAAGACACCUCACUAUAUAAGUUAUAACUUAACUGGCUAAGACAGUCGUUCACACUGAUUAUACCAUUUUCCAAAUUUCUUAAGAGUGUUUUAAUCAAAUUUUCUCGCGUUUUUUACCUUUUUAAUUUUGCUACACAUAUUGAAAUACUGCCGUCCAAUGAUUUUUUAAAAUCAAUUGAUAUUGUCACAUCUACAUCUAGUAAAUGGUCUACGAAUUUAUAAAAACUUCCGUUUUUCGAAAGGUAUUUACCGAAUUGCCCAUUGAAUGAUUCUAUUAAGCUUGUAGUUUUAAUGGAUUCGUUAUAAACGGAGAAUUUUGAUGCGCCUUUCUAAAAAGAAAGAAGUCAUAUAUGUACAUUAGGCCGGGUCGGUUGGUGGGGAGGCAAAAAAAUCGCCCAUUGCUCUAUGAAAAUCAUAUUUUAGGGAUCAAAAUAAGAAACUUUGCCGAAGGAAUCAUACCUCUGAAACGAAUUCUGAUGUCCCCCAAUUUGGGUCGAACUUUUGAGUAGGGGCAAAUUUUGAAAUAAGUAGAAUUGAAAUUACCAUUUCAUUCUUAUUACCUCUGAAAGUGAGGAGAACUAAAGCAAUAACCACUAUGGUAUUUCAAAAAAAAUAAUAAGUGAAUUGACCAUUCUAAAUCAAAAAGGUUACAAUGAAUCCACCAUCCUCUACACCGCAAGAUGAAGCAACUAAAUCAACACCUAUCGAAAACCCAAUGAGUCAUAUACCCAAGCAUGAUGUUACUGUUUUUGGUGUGUCUACUGAUUUGACUGAUCUUAAUUUCCCAACCCAUCUGGAUAUCUUGAGAUAUUAUUUUUACUUAAGCGAACGUGCUAAAACAGAACAAAAAAAGUUUUCCCAUAAACCAUUCACUAUUCAAGUACAAGAUAAGUUGAUUGGAAUUUGGGAAAAACUUGGUAUGGAAAUAAUGCUGAAAAAAAGUGUAUGUCAUAAAUUGAAUAAAUUGCUUGACAAGUAUCAAGAGCAAAUCAAGAGAAGAAACAACACCCAACAAUUUACAGAGAAUGUAAAAUCUCUGGAAACAAUUUUUUACAUGGAACAUGUAAAUGCGAUUUGAAGGCAGCUCCAUGUGCAUGCGGCUGGGUUCCCGAACGCCUCAAAGAGUUCAUGCAACGUCUAUGUCAUCAAUGCCAACAUACCAAGAUCCCGAAGAUUCAACAUACGCACCGCCACCGGUUCAAGAAGAUAUGGAUAGAAGCACAAGUUCACAAUACACAGAGAGAUACGAUUGUUUUAACUUUGCCUUGGUAUGUGACAGAUUUGGUGUGCCUGACAGAGUAGCAUCAGCAUUGGGAACCGCUCUUUUGCAAGAUUUUAAAAUUAAAGAUGAGCAUGGGAAACCUCUCAUCGUGGAUAUUUCGAAAGUUCGCAGAGAAAGAGAGAAAUGCAGACAAGAAGUGCUUCGCAAACGGUUAGAUGAUACCAAUUUGUUAGCGUUUUCAUUCGAUGGCAGAAAAGAUGAUACUUUAACGAUAGAUAAAAUUGAUGAGAAGUAUCAUACUAGGAUAGUAAAAGAACCUCAUCUUGUUAUUUUGAGAGAACCCAAUUCUGAAUUGAUUGGUUACGUAAGACUGGAACAUGAAACCGCUGAAUACAAAACAACCAAAUUAAAUGGUUUUUUCAACGAUAAAAAUAUAUCACUGGAUACAUUAAUUGGAAUAUGCACUGACGGUGAGCCAACAAACACUGGCCCACACGGCGGAACUAUACGACGAUUCGAAUUGCUGUUAAAAAGACCAUUGUAUUGGUUUGUUUGCCUUCUACACUUCAAUGAACUUCCGUUUCGGCAUUUGUUUGAAGCUUUGGAUAAAUCAGCCAGCACUGGACCAAGAUCGGCAACCGAAAAACUGAGCCGUCAAAUCGAAACUUGUGCAAAUCUUCCGGUGGUGGACGGCUUCCAGAAAAUUGAGUUGCAAAAUAUGCCCCCUGCUCCAGAAAAAAAAGAAUUUUCCACCGAUUCAAAGUACUUAUACGACAUGGCCCAUGCAAUUUCUAGCAGCGUGGUUCCGGUGGAUCUGGCUAACAUCAAAACAGGGAAAAUUGUACAUUCUCGGUCGCUCACCAAGGCCGCUAGAUUAUUGCGAUUAUAUGUGACAAUGGAAAAUCCAGAUGCAAAUUUAAGAAUUCUAGUUGAAUUUAUAAUUAAAUGUUAUGUGCCAAUGUACUUCAAUAUCAAGUAUUACAGCUCUGUCGUGUACGGCAGUGCAUUAUUUUCAAGUUCAUUGGUUGGUCACGAUUUCUAGAACCUCGCUU
Molecule: messenger RNA, 27705 nt
Organism: Bactrocera dorsalis (oriental fruit fly)
Lineage: Eukaryota; Metazoa; Arthropoda; Insecta; Diptera; Tephritidae
Gene: Arl4
Product: ADP-ribosylation factor-like protein 4A
Exons: 6
Coding region: 26499-27695 (398 amino acids)
Biological process (GO): vesicle-mediated transport; intracellular protein transport
Cellular component (GO): cytoplasm
Molecular function (GO): GTPase activity; GTP binding
Source: RefSeq, a predicted model, not a curated record